This is a messenger RNA of Dentiscutata heterogama, 304 nucleotides long. NCBI's taxonomy places the organism in Eukaryota, Fungi, Glomeromycota, Glomeromycetes, Diversisporales, Gigasporaceae. The record is from the annotation of a GenBank genome assembly.
AUGCAAGCAGCUCUGGCUCCUCAGAUUAAUUAUAAUCCAUCAAACUGGGAGUUAAAUCUGGUGGCCUAUUCUUAUUUUCUGGGAGGGAAUCAAAACCCCAUGACCUGGCUUAAUGAUGUAGAGAAAGCCUUUGUGGCCAAUUUAGUUACCAAUGACUGUCAUAUUCCUGUUAUCAUCCCAUAUCUAAAAGAUGCUACAGCUAUGUGGUGGGCAACUACUCAGCAUCCACCUAACCCUAUCGAUACCUGGGAUAACCCUGCACAAGCAAACACUAGUUUCCAUUCCUAUUUUAUUUUACAAUUCU